This is a messenger RNA of Pseudocercospora fijiensis CIRAD86, 3762 nucleotides long. RefSeq lists its product as uncharacterized. The record is from RefSeq and is a predicted model, not a curated record. The transcript is spliced from 24 exons. The coding region runs from base 1 to 3762 and encodes 1253 amino acids. NCBI's taxonomy places the organism in Eukaryota, Fungi, Ascomycota, Dothideomycetes, Mycosphaerellales, Mycosphaerellaceae.
AUGUUCGCGGCUGCGGAAAAGCGCAUUCUUUCGGCAGUCAGCUUGCCACAGAGAUUGAACUCCGCAUUGCUUGAACGGGAAAGGGAGAAGAUUUGUGAUGCCUGGGAUAUUGAUGCCGGAUUGUGCGACGUAAAGAAGGCAGCGGGAAUUGGGUCCCGUCCGCAACACAAUCACGUCUUCAGACCGCUGCGAGCCCACAGGGAGCAGCUGGCAGAUCAAAUGCGUCUGCAAUGUAGUUACGGAAUCCCAGCUGCAACCACCAUUCAAGAAUUUCCUAGCAGCGUAAGCACCCACUCCGAGGAGCUCACCAUGUCGGUGACUGGACGUGAAUGUGCAAUUCUGCGGAUCUGUUUCGUUGCUAUCAGAGUUGCUGCUGCUGUGCGGAUCUGGCACAGCCGGUAUGACGCACAUCGAAUCGAGAGAUCGCUGCAAGAGCAUGGGCUUCGUCGUCUUGACCAUUUCUCCUCGAACAUUGAUCUUUCUGAGUAUUUCGCUGCUCUGAUACGGGAGGUCGUUCAUCAUGCGUGGCGAGCACUUUGUGGAGAAACGGAAGUCCCAUUCUCUGCUGCCAUUCGACUACGUCUUGGGACACUUCAUCGAUUGGUAAAUCGAGUGCGAGGACUGCGACUACCUUCAGUGUACAAGUCUAUGAAUAGCCCUCGAUCGAGAGCUGAGGUUGCGACUACUUCUCAAAUUUGCAAAUCUAUGAAUAGUCCUCGAUCGAGAGCUGAGGCUGCGACUUCUCAACUUAGAGAGAAAGAGCUCGACGAACAUGAAUGCGAGAAAAACGUCGCAUACUUGGAUGCAAGGGCUGGGAGACAUCUGCAAGAACAUUACAUUAUUCAUCGAUAUAAAAAAUCUGGAUACAGCGAGGGGGAGGAGGAGAAGACAGACGACCAGGAGCGCCAGAUUUUCGCCAGCAAGCAACUCGAAGUCGACCGAGCACCUCAUCCGAAACCUCCCAUUCCAGCGCCUGUCUCCGUGAGAUCCUUCGUUACCAAGCUCCUCGCCCGAAAGCUCCAAUUCCAAUGGCUGCCCGUUUCGAGCAUGAGAAAGUCGCUGCUUCGCAGCAAACUUAUGUACAUUGAUACCAUGUUUCAGCAGAAAGUCGAGCAGACGCAGACGCGUUUGUAUGAGAUUUUUUACCUCUGGCAGUGGUUGGAGCAGAGGGCUCCUCAGGAAGCUGAGCUGGCUUUGAGGAAGUAUGAGGCGCUUGGAAAGUUGGUGAGUAGUUUCCGAGAAGUUGGUGAUACUGGUACGGAGAUUUCGGCUUUUCAACGAAAGGUCGAUACCAUCAAGCGGCGCUGGCCAGAAUGGACUUGGAAUGUUGGCGAGCGGACUCCUGCGGUCUUCAGCGGCCGUAUGGUCGAUACUUUGGUGAAGCUGAGUUUGCGGAUCGAGAAUGAUCCGGAUGCUCGUCGUUUGGCUCCGGCGCUGCUGAAAGAUGCAGCAACUGCUCGCAUUCGCGAGCUCAAGACUACUCUGGCCUCGGGCAAUAAGGCCCUCAUGCUUACGACGGCCGAUAUCGAAACGGUGUGGCGGGAUUUUGGAGGUCAGACGCGCAAAGAGACCACCAUUGUGGAUCUUUUGGAGAGAAGCAGGACGAGUAUCGAGAGGGGAGUCGGUAGUGCCGCUCCCCUCGCAGGUACUUCGUCGAUUUUCCGGACCAAUGUGUCGUCAAUGCCCUUGUUGGGCCAAAAUUCCUUUGGCAGCUUCGCCUCCUCCUCCUCGCUGCCGCCUGGCCACGAGCCAACACCGCCUCCUCCUGCUCCUGCUCCUCCUGGCUCUCCUCCUGGGCCUGACCUUGAGCCAACACCUCCUCCGCCUCCGCCUCCGCCUCGCGUUCUUCCGGGGAGAGAUGCUCGUCCUCCGGCUGGCUUCGGUCUUGGUGCCGUCAGUGGUGGGCUCUCGCGAGGCCAUAAGAAAUCGAAGAGACCGCGCGUUGAUUCGCCACCACCGCUCCCGCCGCCUCCUCCUCCUCCUCCCGGCCAGCUUGACUGGCGUAGCAUGUUCGCAGCUCAGCUGCAAAUCGAUGAAGAUCGGCUCGCUGCCGCCGCAACAGAUGAGGAGAGAGAUGCCGCCUCCGCCGCCCUCGACGCCACCAAAGCUGCGAUGAGCAUGGCUCCUGCACAUUGGGAUGGAAAACUGGCUUCUGUACAACAACUACAUACAAUGAAUGAUGCUGGCGGCGACAUUACUUCGACUUCUUCGAUUUCACCCGGUCUUUCGCGGACACACGGACUCACCUUUUUCCGAUCUUCAUUGGCGGUUCGGCAGGAAGGAAAUGCACAACACGAUGGGAGAAAUCCUAGUAGCGGCAUCAUUGGAAUAUCUUCUGGCUUUGGAGGCAGCAUAACUGGAAUUUCUUCUUGCUAUGGACGCGUUACUCGAAUCCCUUCCUGCCGUGGCGGCGGCAGUACUGGAAUCUCUUCUUCUGGCGAUAUGGCGGUGGCAGGAGAUGCAGCAGGACGAUGCGAUGCGAUGCGAUGCGAUGCGACUCGUGCGGCGAAUCGAAUGAUGGCGGCGGUAUCACUUGAUUCUUCUUGUUCUCCAAGUUGUGAAUAUGUAAUUCUGGAUCCAUGGUCAUGGCCAGGCGCAGAUGCCGGCGCGGGAGGAGAGCUGAGCUUCAUGCAGCGCACACAGCCAUACACACCCUCGCCAGCUUCACAUCAGAUCGGGAUUGGAUCGGCCCCAUCACCGGACGACCUCUCGGUAUCCAACAGUCCGAAAACAAUGUCAUCACAGGGAGCAACCGACAUGGCGUCAGGCGAAAACUGCAACCACCACCGUCGGAGAAUCAGCAAAAGCGACGGUUUUGUCCAGCAACUGAUCGACCAACACCCACCUCGCAAGAUCAUGACUGCUUUUCAGACUUUCUCCGAACUGGUCGACCAACGCGUGGCACGCCUCUUCACAGCAUUUGACGAUCCAGCAAGCGACGAAGAUCUCAAGGCCGAGGCCACGAUGUUCCUGGAUGCCGAGGAGGAAGCUGAAUGGCACGCGGAGUGGGCUCGAGCUCGCGUUACAUUGAAGCAGAUUCUCUCAUCUCUGGAGACGAGACGUGAGGAGCUUGAUCAUAUCGUUUGCGAACGUGUCUUGCCUGCGUGGCUGGAAGCGGGUGGUAGGAAGACGACAGCGAUGCCGGAGGACGUGGACAUGAAGGAUGAGGAGAAGAAGCACGUGGCCAUGAAGGAUGAGGAGAAGAAGCAUGUGGCCAUGAACGAUGUGGCCAUGAAUGAUGACGCCAAGAAGGAUGUACACAAGAAGGUUGUAGUCAAGAAGGUGGUGCAAAAGAAGGAUCGGGGCAAGAAGGGUGUAGACAUGGAGGAGGAUGUCAGCAAGAGAAAUGUUGACCUCAGGUAUGACCAGGCGCUCAUUGCAAGAAAAGUGGAGAACAACUUCGAUCAGGGCUCGCGCAGUAUCAUCGCCGUGCUUGAAUGGAUGGCCACUGACCUACUGGCCGCUGGCCAUGACAAUGAAACGCGGAGCAGACACCGCCGGGGGUGGUCAGUCAUCUGCACGCACUUUGAAGGCAAGCAAACGAACAUCGGGCAUUGGAACUGCUUUGGUCGAGGAGGACGACGGGAAAAUGAGACUGAGCAAGACCAUCGGCUCCUGCUUUCACAGUAUAUCAAGAUCUCUUUACACAGUAACGGAGUAAUCACAGAUCCUGAAAUACUUACUCCCAACGCAGUGAUUUUUAGACCUUACAACUCAUCCCGCAAAUAUUGGCAAUUUCAAAGGCAGCCGUAUAGCGGUUAA